AUGACUGAGAUUAAGAAGCAGAGAACCGAUUUCCAAGCUGCCAGACCAACUAAUGUUGGUAUUAAAGGUAUCGAGGUUUACAUCCCAUCCCAAUAUGUCAGUGAGGCUGAACUUGAGAAGUACGACGGUGUUUCUCAAGGUAAGUACACAAUUGGUCUAGGUCAAACUAACAUGUCUUUCGUUAAUGACCGUGAAGACAUCUAUUCCAUGUGUUUGACUGCUUGCUCAAACUUGAUCAAGAACUACAACAUCGACACCGACAAGAUCGGUCGUUUGGAAGUUGGUACCGAGACUCUAGUGGAUAAGUCCAAGUCUGUUAAGACCGUCUUGACUCAAUUGUUCCCAGGUAACGGUGAUAUGGAAGGUAUCGAUACUGUCAACGCCUGUUACGGUGGUACCAAUGCCGUUUUCAACUCUAUCAAUUGGAUUGAAUCUAGCAGUUGGGAUGGUCGUGACGCUAUUGUUGUUUGCGGUGAUAUUGCUAUUUAUGACAAAGGUGCCGCUAGACCCACAGGAGGUGCCGGCACCGUUGCCCUGUGGAUUGGUCCAGAUGCACCAUUGGUUUUCGAUUCUGUGAGAGGUACAUACAUGGAGCAUGCUUACGAUUUCUACAAGCCAGACUUCACUAGUGAAUACCCUGUUGUCGAUGGUCACUUCUCCUUAACCUGUUACGUUAAGGCUCUUGACCAAGUGUACAAAGCUUACUCAAAGAAAGCCAUUGCCCGCGGAUUGGUUCAGGAACCAAUCAGUGAUGAAGCAUGCAAUGUGUUGAAGCACUUCGAUUAUAACGUUUUCCAUGUCCCUACUUGUAAGUUGGUCACAAAAUCCUACGGUAGACUUUUGUAUAACGACUUCCGUGGUAACCCAUCUCUAUAUCCAGACGUUGACCAAUCUUUGGCUACUCUAGAUUACGAAAAGUCUCUAGUCGACAAAUCUGUUGAGAAGUUAUUCGUCAACGUUGCCAAGCCACACCAUGCCACCAGAGUUGCUCCUUCUUUGAACGUGCCAACCAACACUGGUAACAUGUACACUGGUUCUGUCUACGCCUCUUUGGCCUCUCUAUUAUCAUAUGUUGACCAAGAGCAACUACAGGGCAAGCGUAUCGGUAUGUUCUCUUACGGUAGUGGUCUAGCCGCUUCUCUGUUCUCUCUUGUUGUCCGCGGUGACAUCAGCGACAUAGUCAGCAAGCUGGACAUCGACAACAAGCUACAAAGCAGAGAGUGCCUCACCCCUCAACAAUACGAAGCCGCAAUUGAGCUAAGAGAGAAGGCACACUUGCAAAAGAGUUUCAAGCCAACUGGCUCUAUUGACCACUUGAGAGCCGGCACUUACUAUCUAACUGAGAUCGAUGACAAGUUCAGAAGAUCAUACAGCACCAAAGAGUAA
Nakaseomyces glabratus is the source of this 1386-nucleotide messenger RNA. RefSeq names its product hydroxymethylglutaryl-CoA synthase (gene ERG13). Gene Ontology annotation, molecular function: hydroxymethylglutaryl-CoA synthase activity. Gene Ontology annotation, biological process: acetyl-CoA metabolic process; ergosterol biosynthetic process. Lineage: Eukaryota; Fungi; Ascomycota; Saccharomycetes; Saccharomycetales; Saccharomycetaceae. The record is from RefSeq and is a predicted model, not a curated record.